AUGCCUAACCAAAAGAUAAACAAACCAAGGCCCAUAGAAUCACUUCGUGACCUUUUGAAGACCAACCUAGUGGUUCAUGUGGUAGCCGAUGCUGAACAUCUCGAAGCUGGGGCGUUUGAUUUAGCAGUCACAUAUGAAGAAUAUUAUCGUUUGUUGAAAAAACAAACAGAUGAUUUGUCCAUCAUAACAACUUGGCAGAUGGCUUUUGAGAGGUAUGAAAAGAACACAUCAAUUCCAAUUGUAUGGAAGCUCACUGAGUGCAACCAAGCCGAUGUAUUGGAAUGUGAGCUGAGUGGGCAUUAUAUAAUGAAUUGGAUCUUUGAUUUUGUGUUGAACAAACAACAUGGAUUUCCGAGUAGAUUUGGUACCCUUUGGAAUGACAAAACUGCAUUUGAGGAAAAGGCGUUGGUUACAACUGUUGCUACAUGGGCAAGAGAAUUUCUGAAUUUUUUUAUGAAUGAUGUUGUUGUCUAAAAGUGCAUAUAAGUGAGGAUGAAGGAUAGUUGUUGUGUUUUGUUUUUAAGUGAGGUUGAAGGAUAGCUGCAACACUUGAUUAUUGGAUAAUACCUCUCCAUUGUAAAACAAUUUCUUUUUUGAAUUUAUUUAUGUAAGUUUUAUGUAGUAUGAAAUAACCAAAUCAAUGAGUUUUU
Molecule: messenger RNA, 650 nt
Organism: Lactuca saligna
Lineage: Eukaryota; Viridiplantae; Streptophyta; Magnoliopsida; Asterales; Asteraceae
Source: the annotation of a GenBank genome assembly